UGAUAACCGCACUGAUAACAAACACAUGCUGAAACAUGUGGUACAGUUUACCUUUAGGACAAAAUGGCGACGAGUGUAACUUUAGGAUCGGAUGUGUUGUCACCGUCUGACUGUGGCCCUUGCUCGAUUGAGAACAAAAAGAGCGAAGCCACUAUGUUCUGUGUUGAAUGUAAUGAUAUGCUAUGUGAUAAUUGUGUAGGAAUACAUAGAAGAUUCGCUACAAUGAAAACUCAUCAAAUAGUUGUACAUACGGAUAAAGAACAGUUCGACUUUACAGCAGAAAUUUUGACUGAUAAAUGCGGAAGACACGAGGGCAAACAUCUUGAAACAUUUUGUAAAACCCAUGAUGAAAUAUGCUGCAGUGUGUGUGUAUCAAUUAACCAUAGAACAUGUGAUGGACUGAUUUAUCUACCCGAGUAUGUUAAAGAGAAAUCGACAAAAGACAUUUGCAAAGAUAUGAUUGAGGAAAUUGAACACAUCAAGACAAACUUCGAAGAACUGAAGGAAAUCAGACAUGUGGACACAGUUAAGAUAGACGAUGAAAGGGAAGAUUCAGUCAGAAGUAUUGAUGAUUACAAGACACAACUUACAGCAGAGAUCGAACGUAUUUAUAGGAACUCUCUUGUACAGAUUGAUUCGCGAUAUGAGAGUUGUAUGAAAUACAUUAACGAAGAUGUGGAGCUAUGUGAUGAUAAGAUUGCUGAGCUACAUAAAGUUCUCAAGAGCUUUGAAGGUGAAAAGACUAGUGAGGUGAGACGCUUUAUCGGAGCAAGACGAGUUAGGGAAAUACUGAAACAGUCCAAAGAAUUACUAAAUAGUAUUUCUGAAAGGGAGAGUACCGCUAUGGCCUAUAAUUUAGAAACUAGAGUAAAAGAUACACUCAAUGAUUUGGACUAUUUUGGAAAAUUAGAAAACCUUUCAGAAAAUCAUAGCUCUAAUAUGAAUUUGUAUGACUAUAAGAUGGGCGGGAUGAUUUGUAUGAGCCAAUUACCAAAAGAAAAGGGAUUUUGUGUUAUUCAGGGAUUGACAAUAAUGGCAAAUAAUCAAGUCGUUAUUUCAGACGGGAAUAACAGCAAUAUCAAAGUCCUCAACCAUAAUAUGGAAGUAAUCCAAACCUUUCCAUUACCUGGCAAGCCUCUGAAUGUGUGCAUGAUAGACGAUGAUAUUUGUAUCAGCUAUAAGAAUGAGAAAAAAGUAGAGAUUCGUACUUUUGCCGAAGCCACAUUAAACCCGAAAACAAUCUUAAACGUUGGUAAAGAAUGUCGUGGUAUUUGUCAGAAGAACAAUGACCUGAUUGUUGCUUGUGGUAGCAAUGAUACAGCAGAGGUGCGUGUAUAUUCCAUGGAUGGGAAACUGAAACGAGCAUUAAACAUAGAUGCAAAGGGUAAUAAACUGCUUUCGUCUCCGUAUUCUGUGAAAACAAACACUGACGGUUCUGUAGUAUUUGUUGCGGAUUAUGACAAUGGCGUGAUUGCACUGCAGCUCGAUGGAACUCUGAUGUGGAAAUACAAUGAUAAAAAAAUAAUUCAUGGCGUGUCGGAUAUAGCUGUAAUAGACGAGAGCGAUGAAUUAUAUGUUUGUGGACAAGCUUCAUAUAACAUAGUGAAGAUAUCCAAAGACGGUCGGAAAGCAGAGGUUGUUCUUGAUGGAAUCCAUUUUCCGUCUGCGUUAUGCUAUGAUGACUUCAAUGGAAGGCUAAUUGUAGCAACCAAUCCAAAUGUGUACAGUGAUACUCUGAUCGUGCACGAAAUCAUUAAACAAAGAAUCUAAUUAUAAAAACUGUUAACUGCGUUUUAGAAAUCAAUCGUGCAUGAUUUUGGAUAAAAUAUAAAUUUUGCACUUUCAUUUCGGUCUUUAAAUGUAAUAUUGAGUAUAAUAUAGCCUUGAAUACCGAA
Mercenaria mercenaria is the source of this 1895-nucleotide messenger RNA. RefSeq lists its product as uncharacterized. The coding region runs from base 64 to 1770 and encodes 568 amino acids. Gene Ontology annotation, biological process: positive regulation of DNA-templated transcription. Lineage: Eukaryota; Metazoa; Mollusca; Bivalvia; Venerida; Veneridae. The transcript has a single exon. Gene Ontology annotation, cellular component: chromatin; nucleoplasm. Gene Ontology annotation, molecular function: zinc ion binding; ubiquitin-protein transferase activity. The record is from RefSeq and is a predicted model, not a curated record.